Molecule: messenger RNA, 1489 nt
Organism: Aricia agestis (brown argus)
Lineage: Eukaryota; Metazoa; Arthropoda; Insecta; Lepidoptera; Lycaenidae
Gene: Efr
Product: UDP-xylose and UDP-N-acetylglucosamine transporter
Exons: 2
Coding region: 106-1122 (338 amino acids)
Biological process (GO): transmembrane transport
Cellular component (GO): Golgi membrane; endoplasmic reticulum membrane
Molecular function (GO): UDP-N-acetylglucosamine transmembrane transporter activity; UDP-xylose transmembrane transporter activity
Source: RefSeq, a predicted model, not a curated record
AGUGCGGCCAUCGUUGUCAAACGUACACCGCUUGUCAUAAUGUUUUAGAUCGUAAUUUGUGUUUUUAUCGUGUUCAAUGUGAAAAAGUGCCAUUAAACAUUCAAAAUGAACGUAAAAGCGGCGUUGGCCAUUGGCAUGGUGUUUGUGGGAUGUUGCUCAAACGUAGUGUUUCUGGAACUAGUCGUGAAGGAGGAUCCUGGCGCGGGCAACUUAGCAACAUUCCUGCAAUUCUUAUUCAUUGCGACAAUCGGCUUUUGUACUGUUGGCAAAUUCGGUACCGCCAAAAGGAACAUACCCUUCAAGCAGUACCUACUUUUGGUCGGGUUUUUCUGGACGAGUAGCGUGGCUAACAACUAUGCCUUCGACUUUAACAUAUCCAUGCCAUUACACAUGAUCUUCCGAGCCGGUUCCCUCAUGGCCAACAUGGCUAUGGGUGUCUGGAUUCUCAAGAAGCAGUAUCCAGCUCUCAAAUACUUGGCCAUCUUCAUGAUAUCAGCCGGAAUAGCGAUAUGCACCAUACAAUCCAGUGGGGACGUUAAAGCACCACGAGAAACCCACGAGGAUGCUGCUGAGGAGGAGAAACUCAAGUUCAUCGACUGGCUUUGGUGGUGUCUGGGCAUCGCCAUCCUCACCUUCGCGCUAUUCGUGUCAGCUCGCAUGGGCAUCUUCCAGGAGUCGCUCUACUCCAAAUACGGGAAACAUCCCUGGGAGGCAUUGUACUACACGCAUCUCCUACCUCUAGUAUUUUGGCUGCCAACUGCUCCAAAUAUCAUGAACCACGUUCAAAUCGCGUUUGAUACUCCAGCGGUGGAGUUCCUUGGGGUGACCCUGCCGAGGCAGGUCCUGUAUAUGAUCCUCUAUGUGAUGACGCAAGGACUAUGUAUAAGUGCCGUGUAUGUGCUGACGACGGAGUGCGCCUCCUUGGUCGUGACUCUCACUGUGACCUUGAGGAAGUUCGUGUCACUCCUCUUCUCUAUUCUCUACUUCAGAAACCCUUUCACGUUUGGACACUGGAUCGGGACUUUACUAGUGUUUAUCGGUACCAUGAUAUUCACGGAGCUGCUACAGAAAUUCGUGUUCCUAUUCGUGCCUAAAACGAAGGACGCUAAGAAGGUACAAUAGUGCAUUUACCAGUACAAACAUUGGUACAAACUGUUUUGUAUAUUUUUUUGUGGAAAUGAGCCUCGCUUUGUUAAUUUGAGAUGUGUUUAAUACAAAAACACUAAUUUAUUAAUGGUUAUUUUCGCUAAUAGGACAAUUUUAUGUGAACAAACGUUUUUUAAUCCUGAGAACAAUGUAAUCUUCUGUUUUCUGCAACGUCAUUCUUGAUUAGUAUGUUUAGCAUAGCAGUGUGUAUCUUGCUUCACUAUCAAUGAGUGUGAAUGGUUGUCUUUUGCAUCACUUAUCACAUGAUGAUUCAAAAAUAUCAAGAGCAAUGUCAAUAAUUACUAUCAUAUAUAUAUUGUAUAGUUAUCAAAAAAAUCUGAUU